Molecule: messenger RNA, 1257 nt
Organism: Folsomia candida
Lineage: Eukaryota; Metazoa; Arthropoda; Collembola; Entomobryomorpha; Isotomidae
Exons: 3
Coding region: 418-1257 (279 amino acids)
Source: RefSeq, a predicted model, not a curated record
AUGGCUGACGGACUGACUACGAGAUUCAGUCGGAGACUUGGCUUUUGGUUGGAUACAAGAUAAGUGAAGUUAUCUCUCAGUUCGAGGGAUUCAGAGACUAACAAGUUCCCCAUCCAAUGAGAGUAGCACACCUCCUCCAGAAAUUUAAACAUUUCCAAAUUUCACCCGAAUUCACAUUCAGAAAAGGAGAGCAGAAUGCUGCAGGUGAAAAAAGGUUGAAAAUUGUGGCGGAGCCUGAAAAGAGCAGGAUUUGACGAGGGAAAGAUUUUUGUUUUACUCCGGAACACACGCCUCCAAACUUGAAGAACGAAUCGUUGGGUAACUCACGAGCAGAACGAAACCUUGCAGUUGAACAGCAUCGACGCGCAUCAGAAAGCGUUCCCACGACAGAAAGCGCUCGUCCUCAAAAUAGAGAAAAUGUACAAAGGGGAAGGUUAUCAAGAGACUUCAGGACGACUUCCACCUCACUCCGUCCAACCAGCACGUGACGAUAACUACGUGCCAUCCCCUUCAGCCAACAGCACAUCAUCAAACGCCAAUAAAUUACCACAAGUUAUUCGCAAUAAGAAAAUCUGCCCAAACGUGAAGGAGGCGUUGAGAAAGAAAUUAGCACUUGCUCGAGUGGGGACUUCCGAGCAGAACAAGACGUUGCCCUUGGACGGGAUGGAGGUCAACCAGAAAUCGCUCGUCCCCACAACGGAGAAAGUAGACCAUUCUCAAGAGAACGGACAACUUCCCCCUCACGCCGUCCAAACACCACGUGACGAUAACCACGUGCACUCGUCGCCAUCCAACAUGAGGUCCAAGAAAGUCAUCCAUGCAAAACAUGCCCGCGUACCUUCACCAACGCAACCAGUGCCCAACUCCUCGCCCGCACCCACCUCAACGUGGCCGAGCUGGAGAAGGCUUCAAUUCUCCACGCGAAAUGUCCCCACUGCGAAAAAUGUUCUUCUUUCGUCGCAACUUUACCGACCACGUGGCUGCGCACGAAGGUCGGAAACCCCAUGCCUGCCCCGUGUGCAAGCAGAAGUUCACCACGAAAAGACAUCUGACCGGGCAUCUCUUCGUCCACCUGAGCCGCGAGGAGCGCGCAGAGGUGCGUCAGGGGUGGCGACACGGCUGCUACUUCUGCAAAAAACGAUUCCCCACGCCAUCGAAACUCAGUCGUCAUCUUCUGCGCCACACGAAGGAAAAGUUGGGCGGGAGGUGUCACCUUUGUCGAAAAACGUUCUACUCCAAACAAACCCUGACCCGUGA